CUACCAUCAUUGUCCCCCCCUCUCUCUCUGUUGUUUCUCUUUCUAUAAUAAAAGGCUACAACUUUGGGGAAAGGAAAAACAAGUACUAGUGAGGUAGUUGUAGUUGUAUUUGUAAUAGUAGUGAAUGUUGAUAAAAUUUAGUGAUGGAUGCAUAUGAAGCAACAAAGAUAGUUUUAUCAAGGAUUCAAAAUUUGGAUCCAGAAAAUGCAUCAAAAAUUAUGGGUUAUAUAUUGAUACAAGACCAAGGGGAUAAAGAGAUGAUAAGAUUAGCUUUUGGUCCAGAAACCCUUUUGGUUUCUUUAGUCAAUCAAGCUAAAGUUCAUUUAGGACUUUCAUCAAACACUUCAUCUGCAUCAUCAAAGUUGAACCUUUUUCAUCAAUCUUCACCAAGAAUCAUGAUUCCUAAUAAUGGGGUUUCUUCUUCACCUGCUACUUCUCCUUGGUCUACUAAUGGUUCACCGGUUUUUGCUAGAAGUCCUAGACCAAUGGCCGCAGGAGUAGUAGUAGGAGGAGGAGGAGGAGGAGGGGGAGGGUCUAGUUCACUUUCUUAUGCUGCUGUUGUGAAUGGUUCUGCUAAUGCUCUUUCUGGGUCUUCAACACCUUUUUAUGACAACCCAAAUAAUGAUGAGUAUGGUAGUAGUAACAGUGUUCAAGAACACUUCUCUUUUCUUGAUGAAUCAAUGGAUCCAAUUAUGAGUCCAAGUGGAAGAAGUGAUUCUUUAAUUUUCCCUUAUGGGAAUUGUGAGGAAGCACCUCAUAAUCAUCUUCAUCGUAGGAGUUGUUCAGUUAAUGAUGUUUUUCUUGGUGGUGGUUCAGAUGAUGUUGGUGGUGGUAGUGGGGGGUUUGGUUGGAGGCCUUGCAUGUAUUAUGCUAGAGGCUUUUGUAAGAAUGGGACUAGUUGUAAGUUUAUGCAUAGUGGCGGAGGGUUUCUUGAUUCUACUUUACCUGAUGGGUCUAGUAGUAUUGUUGGUUCUCCUAGUAAAGCUGACUCUUUUGAUGAUUUUCUAAGGAUGAAGGCCUUACAACAACAGCAAAGGUUUGCUGCUGCCUCUCUUAUGGCUUCUGGUGCUGCUGCUCACCAUCAUCCAAUUGCUUAUAACAGGUGCAUGAACCUCUUGAAUGAUAACCAAAGUGUGAACUGCAGAUCGGCUGCCGUGGCAUUUAUGAUGGGAGAAGAAUUUCACAAAUUUGGUAGGUGCCGACCUGAUAGAAAUGAAUUUUCAGCAAUGGCCCUGGGUGGUAUUUCAAAUUCAACUUCGCGACAAAUUUACCUAACGUUUCCUGCUGAUAGCACAUUUAAGGAGGAGGACGUGUCUAGUUACUUUAGUAUGUAUGGGCCAGUCCAAGAUGUUAGAAUUCCAUAUCAGCAGAAGAGAAUGUUUGGAUUCGUUACGUUUGUCUACCCGGAAACUGUUAAGCUGAUCUUGGCUAAAGGAAACCCUCAUUUUGUGUGUGAUUCUCGGGUACUUGUAAAGCCCUACAAGGAAAAGGGAAAAGUCGCAGAAAAGAAGCAACUUCAGCAACAACAGCAUCAAAUUGAUAGAGGAGAGCUGUCGACCUGUUUAAGCCCAUCAGGGCUUGAAUCUAGGGAGCCAUAUGACCUUCCCUUUGGAGCAAGAAUGUUCUAUAAUUCGCAUGAGGUGAUGUUGAGAAGAAAAAUAGAGCAGGAGGCUGAAUUACAGCAAGCCAUUGAACUUCAAGGCAGAAGGUUAAUGAAUUUGAAACUGCUGGACCUGAAGAAUCAACAUUGCAAUGAUCACUUCCCACCCAGCCUCUCUCCUGGUCUUCCAGCGGCUUCCCAGAUGCAGUUUAACUCUCAAAACAAUCACAGUCUUGUUCCUGUGUCGAAUGACAUUGAUCAAGAAGGCUUUGCAGAAAGUAGUGAUACCCAUGAAGCUACCAAGUCCCCCGGUAAUGCAGCUGAUGAGAAGGUGCCUCAUGAAAUGCUGCCUAGUGAUCUUGGGAAUGGAAGUGGCAUCAAGGAGCAGACCACCACUACUGACAACUCUAAUCUUCAAGAAAGCAGCUUGGAGCACAUCCUUCCUGAUAACCUUUUUGCUUCUCCUACCAAAUCAGCUGCAGAACACCAGGCUGCAUUCUCUACUGAUUCAGCUGAAGCUGGCGUUAGUUCCCCAAUAACUAUUGCUACUUCUAACAAUAUCCCUAUGCUUCCCACAACUUCUACCCUCAACAUGGCUUCUCUUAAAUCAUGUUACUUCCACAUGCCUAGGUUUACUUCUGGGCAAGAAGCCAUUGAAAUGUAGGUGUUAGAGUUGUGCAUGGCUAGCUAGGAGGGAUUAACUUAGAAACAUUUGAGUAGUAGCAUAUACAAGAAGUAAAAAGUCCUCUAGCUGUAUAGCCAAACUAUACCAUCAACAGAAGAAAAGAUCAUCGGUAAGGAAGAUCUGCUCAAGAUUGUUGUCAUCAUCAAUACCAUACUACUUACUACAAAUACAUAAUGUAUACGUAAAGGACUGAUGAACUGAUUAAUGGGAGUUGGGUUUUUCUCUCUCUCUCUCUAUUUUCUACCCGUUUUGUAGUUGUGUGCUGGACCACACUGAACAAUAGCAAAAAUUAAAGGCAGGCUAGUAGUAACCCCCCCCCCCCCCCCCGCGGGUCCUCCUCUGUUUUUACUGUUGUAACUUGCUAUGAUGUAAAAAUUAAAGUCGAAAAUGAAAAUGCCUUUUAGAUCA
This is a messenger RNA of Capsicum annuum, 2693 nucleotides long. Its product is annotated as zinc finger CCCH domain-containing protein 22. The record is from RefSeq and is a predicted model, not a curated record. The transcript is spliced from 9 exons. Gene Ontology annotation, molecular function: metal ion binding; RNA binding. NCBI's taxonomy places the organism in Eukaryota, Viridiplantae, Streptophyta, Magnoliopsida, Solanales, Solanaceae. The coding region runs from base 144 to 2264 and encodes 706 amino acids.